CACCUAAUGACGAUAUUAUGUUUCGCUGACGUUUAUCCUCGGCGAAAAUUAGUUUAGUUCUUCUUAGUUUGAUUGGCCGAGGCUGGAGGCGAGCUGUUCUUAAUAUAUAAUGCAUUAAAAUUUAUAUAUUUUUUGACCUUGAAUUUCAGGCAUUUUCUCAGCAUUGACGUCUGUUUAAUGACCUUCUCAGACGAAUAUAAAGUAAAAUGUUUGUCUUUCAUAGUCAUUACAGCAUUUUUGUUAUAUAUAUUUCACCUUCAAGUAAGUCCAUAUUUUCCUUUGAGAACACCUGAAAUUAUCUUCAUUGUUCCUGAAAAUCCAGAACCUGUAGAGAAAUAUUUAAUAAUGUUUGAUGCUGGAAGUAGUGGUACACGAAUUCACGUUUAUCUAUUUUCUUUAAAUGCGAAUGGUACGCUGACACUCAAAGGUGAAUUUUAUGACAAAAUCAUGAAAAGCUUGUCCAGUUUUACUAAACGCCCUAACAAAGCAUCGCAUGUUAUAACUGAUUUAUUGAAAGAAGCUCAUGUAAUUAUACCGAAAGAAAAAUGGAACACUACUCUAGUUGCUUUGAAAGCCACUGCAGGGUUUAGAUCUUUGCCUGUUAACGUAUCAACUUCAAUUUUAGAUGAGGUGCAGAAAACUGUAGAAAAUUCUUCAUUUUCAUGUGCUGAGGAAUGUGUUUCUGUGUUAUCAGGCGAGGAUGAAGGUAUCUAUGGAUGGUACACAUUGAACUUCUUACUUGGUGCAAUUGAGAAAGAGAACAAUUCAGUUGCAUUAUUGGCUGUUGGAGGAGGGUCUCUUCAAUUAUCUUUUUCACCAGCUGAUACAGAUUCAAUUUCGCUGAAUACUGAAGACUAUAAGAUCUUACCUAAAGUGCACUUUAGUCCCGUACCUAUCUAUAGUCGCAGUUAUUUAGGAUUUGGAACAACGUCUGCAAAGCUGUCAAUACUAGAAAUUCCAUCAAAUAAUUCAGUUGUGUCUAAAAGAAAAAAGAACUCUAAAGACCUUAUCGAACUUUCUACGCCAUGUGUACAUCCGUUGGAGAAAAUUACUUAUAGAUAUAACUCAGAAAUAUAUAGAAUUAGAGGAGAUCGACAUGGGAAGUAUGGUUACAAGUAUUGCUAUAAAAAAGCUGUUGAUUUUUUGGGCGAUACAGUUAGUGUGCCUGAAGAGCUAAGGAAUCGUGAAAUCUACGCCGUUUCAGCACAUUUUAUCGACGCUAUUGCCUCAACGCUAUUGGUGUAUGAACCAAGCGGCAGUUUUACUGUAGGUGAAUUUGUGAGUUCAUGUAGGUUCUUAUGUGAACUACCCUUAAGAACAUUUGGAUGCCUGGAAUGUUGCUAUAUUGCAGCAUUAUUGCAACAUUCUAUCGGGCUUAGCAGCGAAAAGGAGAUAAAGUUCGCAACUCAGAUUAGUGGAGUUUCAACCAGCUGGAGUUUAGGUGCAGCUCUCAACAUGCUUUGACUGUUCCGGUUUUACUCAAAUUAGGAAAUUUUUCGGAGAGAAUCUUAAGAAUUCUAAUAUUCAUAAAACAAGAUUUUCAAUAAAAUGUAUACUAAUGUAUGCUAAUAAAAUACAGUUGUUUUAAAA
Messenger RNA from Parasteatoda tepidariorum (common house spider), 1590 nucleotides. Its product is annotated as ectonucleoside triphosphate diphosphohydrolase 6. The record is from RefSeq and is a predicted model, not a curated record. NCBI's taxonomy places the organism in Eukaryota, Metazoa, Arthropoda, Arachnida, Araneae, Theridiidae. Gene Ontology annotation, molecular function: hydrolase activity.